UACCAUUAGGAACAAUGUUGUUGAUGAACUUGUGCAACAUGAGGCUUAUCAGUGCUUUCACCCUGACUAUUACUGACACAUUGUAAUUAAACAUUAACCCUGGAGGUUCUGGGAGGAGUCAGUGCUUGUCUGGUCAGUGAAAUGUUUUCAUCUGCUUCGCUGUCCCAGUCCUGAGAUAUGAUGGGAGAUAUGGACAAGAGGACACCAGCUGAAGGCCCUGUGGAAAAAGGCUUCACAAGAAAAUUCACAUUUAAUCCGAAGGAGGGAAUAGAUAAUCCAAUCAUGGUCGUCACAGAUGACACAGACUCAAGGUCUCCCUGCCCACGCUUGUGUGUUCUCAAACGAGAGCAGGGGGAGUCUUAUGGCUUCUACCUCCGAGUGGAGAGGGGGCAAACUGGACACAUUAUCAGAAAUAUAGCAUCAGGAGGGAUCGCUGAGCGCAGUGGCCUCAUGGAUGGAGACAAACUUCUGGAGGUCAACUGCUGCUUUGUGGAUGAUGUUGAACACCAAGAGGUUUCAAGAAGGAUAAAAGUAAGUGGAAAUCAAAUUUCUCUAUUAGUUUUGAGUGGAGAUGAAUAUGAACAGGCCAAGUCUGAAGGUCUUGACCUCAGAAAUGUGGCCAGGGUCGCCAAAUGUGGCUUUAAACCUCCAAGACUCUGUCACAUCAACAAGGGCACAGCAUCUUGUCUGGGAAUCAGCUUCACUGCUGUGGAAGGGCAGAAGGGCCACUUCACUGUGAGCCUGGUCGCUGAAGGAGCAGCUGAGAAAGCUGGAGUAUGCAAGGGAGAUCAACUGGUUUGGAUGAAUGGGGCAACAGUAGAAAAUCUAACGCACUCUGCCUUAAACAAGAUGUUGAAAAGAAGUGGUAGUCAGAUCACUAUUCUGGUGGUUGAUGCUGAGAGUGAGAAAUACUACAACUCCCAGCGGAUACCCAUCCUUCCAGCUAUGGCUACGCCACAUAAUCUUCCAUUGAAAGCUAGAAAACUACAUUUGACGCCAGAUAAAAAUGGCUAUGGCUUUUUACUGCGACUGGAAAAAUCGCCAUCAGGCCGUAUUGCUCAUGUUUUACGUGAGAUGGAACGUGAUGGGCCAGCUGAGAAGGCGGGGAUGCGUGAUGGAGACCUGCUGUUGGAAGUGAAUGGAGAAGAAGUGCAGUCUCUGAAACAUGACGAGAUCGUAGACAGAAUCAAACAGAGUGGACAAAAAGUCACAGUUACCACUAUUUCGCCAAAAGGACUGGACUUUUACAGCAAGUUGGGUCUAUCACCAUUGCUUUUCUGUGACGAAGACACAGUUAAAGGACAAGAUAGCAGUGUGCCAACCACUUUGAUAAAUGAAGGCAAGGAAAGCACUUGCAAGCCAGCCCCUGAGCCCUGCCCUAGUGAGGCGGAAGAGGAUACAGAUGAGAUAACAUACUUGUGAAUGAACAUUUAGGCUGUAAAGAUUAGACAAGUCAAGUGUACACUGGAGAAUAAUGCUUUGCUGAUGUGUUGUUUUGGGAAGAAAAGUAGCAUCAAGUGUUUUUUGUUUUUGUUUUUUUCUGAAAUAUAGGUCUAAAUAAGUACUUUGCACUACUGAAUUAAAGCUGUUCAAAAUAUUUAUAAUUUAUCAUCUGGAUAUAAUAACAGGCUAAUAGUCAUAGUAUAGUUUAUCAAUAAUAAACUAAUCUAUUAUGAGACUCUAUGACGUAGGCUAUUUAUAAUAAUAUAAUAGAUAAAUGUGAAAUGUUGUUUUCAUUUCAGUUUUGUGAGGGCAAAUAAUAUCAGACAAUGUAGGCCUAUAUUCCAGGCAUGUAGGCUAUUGUGAAUACUAAGCUUGUAAAUUAUUGAUCAUGUUAGUUUGAAUUAAAAUAAAAUGUCUGUACAUUAUUAUUGCGUUUUAGUGCAUUUUUCGAUUCUACCGCCCUCUGUUGGUCGAGGAAAUAAUGAAAAUGUAUUGUAUUACACCAUUAAAACUUAGAUAUAUUGUGAUUGCAAAAAA
Messenger RNA from Periophthalmus magnuspinnatus, 1980 nucleotides. It is a transcript of the gene nherf4b, whose product is annotated as NHERF family PDZ scaffold protein 4b. Gene Ontology annotation, molecular function: protein-membrane adaptor activity; signaling receptor binding. Bases 178 to 1422 code for a protein of 414 amino acids. The transcript is spliced from 11 exons. NCBI's taxonomy places the organism in Eukaryota, Metazoa, Chordata, Actinopteri, Gobiiformes, Gobiidae. Gene Ontology annotation, biological process: protein localization to plasma membrane. The record is from RefSeq and is a predicted model, not a curated record. Gene Ontology annotation, cellular component: apical plasma membrane.